This is a messenger RNA of Helianthus annuus (common sunflower), 921 nucleotides long. Its product is annotated as ATPase GET3B-like. The coding region runs from base 410 to 718 and encodes 102 amino acids. NCBI's taxonomy places the organism in Eukaryota, Viridiplantae, Streptophyta, Magnoliopsida, Asterales, Asteraceae. The transcript has 3 exons. Gene Ontology annotation, cellular component: GET complex. Gene Ontology annotation, molecular function: ATP binding; ATP hydrolysis activity. Gene Ontology annotation, biological process: post-translational protein targeting to endoplasmic reticulum membrane. The record is from RefSeq and is a predicted model, not a curated record.
ACAAGCACACCCCAAGAUCCAUGCCCCCAAAUUGAAGCUGGUCAAAAUUAUAUCCAUCUUAAAACCACUCCUGCACCGUCAUCUCCUCCAAACAUCCAUCUCAAAACCACCUCCAACCUCAUCGCAGGCCCAUCUCAAAACCAUCUACUGCACCAUCUUCCCACCACCAUUGCAAUCGCAGAUCUAAAAUAGUGAUUUGGGGGUUGGGCGGUGGAUCUGAGAUCUGAAAUUGCGAUUUGGGGGUUGGGCGAAGGAUCUGAUUUGGGGGUUGGGCGGUGGAUUUGAGCCAAAGUUUCUUUUAACUUUUGUCUUUUACACAUCGGAUCUUUUCGCUGUCAAAUAUAUCCCAAAUUGAUCAGUUUUCACACAUACGGGCUGAAAUUUGACACCUCUAAGUUCUCGUUUGUAAAUGCUGUGCUUGCCUGGCUUAGUUUUUUUUUUUUUUUUUAAAUUUUUGACUUGCAAUAUGUUUUUUUUAAUCAUUGAUCGAUUACAGUUAGGAGAGCUGAAGCUAGGGGAGCUAUUAGACACACCUCCUCCUGGUUUAGAUGAAGCUAUUGCAAUCUCUAAGGUUAUACAAUUUCUUGAAUCGCAAGAGUAUAGCAUGUUUACGCGUAUAGUUUUUGAUACUGCACCCACAGGUCAUACACUGCGGCUUUUGUCAUUGCCUGAUUUCAUGGAUAAAUCGAUUGGGAAGAUACUGAAUAUUGGGGAUUAAAGAUCAAAUUUAUAUACUCUGUAUCUGUAUUUCGGGGGAAAUGAGAAGUUAUUAGGGGAAAUGAUUUGCACAUGGUAGGUUGGUAAUAAAAGAGACAUUAAAUGACAAAUGUACCCUCAUGUGACCUGCACAUGGUCACAUUUAACUGAAAAAACAAACUGAGUUAUGCCUAAAGGACAAAACGUGAUCGAUUUUAAAACAUA